UAAACUCUCACUAGCUAGCCGCGUGCGCGAGCGACGACAGAAGCUGUCGAUCUGUCCCCUCGAGAAACUUUUUCGGAGCUUUCGCCCCGUCCCAAGUGAACUCUGUCCAGCGGUGUGGACAAAGAAGCUGCAAGGUGAUCCUUGCUUGGAUUUCCGCGUUUGGUGCACCAAAGCCACAAACUCUCCGCUCCUAAGCCAUGGCAGACGCCACACUGAAGAGAGUCUUCGAGGAGUACGCGGCCUUCGGACGCCCCGGCCAAACCAAAGACAUAACCAGCAAGAAUUUCACCAAGCUCUUCAAGGAGAAGGGGCUGAUUGACAGCAAGAAGCUGGACGGCACAGAGGUGGAUAUAAUCUUUGCAAGGGCCAAAGGUGGACCAGGCAACAAGGUGUUGACCUUUGAGCUGUUCAAGAAAGCGCUGGUCAUGGCUGGCAAAUCCAAGUACGGCACUGAGUCGGACGAAAACACAGAAAAGAUCAAAAGCAAGGUCAUAGCAGGAGGCGGGCCGUCCACACCCAACACAACGGGUACCUCCAGGGUCGGGGCCGUGGAUAGGUUGACCGACACCUCCAAGUACACCGGCUCGCACAAGGAGCGCUUUGACGAGAGAGGCAAAGGCAGAGGCUUGGAGGGGCGGAAGGACCUGAAAAGAGAUACAGGCUACGUGACAAACUACAAGGGGGAAGGGACGUACGACACCACACACUAGACAGGACCGGUGAGUCCAACGAUCCUGCUGUGCCGUGGGAAUAGAUUUCUGCUAGUGUAUUGGUUGAGAAAGGACUGUGUGACACGGAAGAAAUUUAUCUAGACCACCGGUGGACCCCCUGGGAAGAUUGGAAAUUUCCAAACAUCUGAUCGUGUUGUGUUUACAGUUGAAUGCUUGGAGUUGUGUACUCUUUCUCAUUUAUUUAUUUAUUGAAGUCUUAGUUAAUGAGGGUAAGCUCCACCAAUGCACAGCACUGCUGUCCAAAGAGGCCCUCAAUGAAAAUACAAUCAGUAAAAAUAAAAAUUAUUAUAAAAACCAUUCCACUUAAAAAGCACAGCAAAAAACAGUUUCCUUACAAUGAAGUUACAUAGAACAUUAAUACGGGAAAGAGAAAAAUUGUAAAUAAAUCAAACUUAAAAUACAAAUAGACAAAAAAAUGAGAUCAUUGGCAGACCUUUAGAACAGGUUCCGGAUCGCACACUAUUGUUAAUAAGAUAAGAUGACAUGAUUAAUUGGUUCGAUGACAUAGUUUGGCAAAUAAUUCAAAUUGUCAGUUAAUUAUCUGAAUUGAAAUAUGUGCAGGCCUUGAUAUGCUUCUCAUGUAUGUCGAAUGGCACUUUAAUGUGCAAUCUGCAUGAUCUGUUUUUAUUAACCUUCAAGCAAUGGACUGCAUAAAAUGCAGACACUAUGCUGUGUGGCUUGUUUAUGAGAGCAAGACAGAAACAUACGCAUAUCAAAUGUGUACGAGACCUACAGUUUUUCCAGCGGAAUGUGCACAAAAGUCACACCAUUGAGAGAAAUGCAGAUUAUUCCCCCCUCCCCCGGUUCUGUAUGUUUCUAAAUGUCAUUUCUUUGUUUCGUAUUCACCAGGAUGACUGCUUGAUGACUACUAUUUUUCUAGUGUACGAUCCUCAAGGUGUCAUCAACCCUGAUCGCUGAACCUUGUACUCAAAAUGGAGUGAUGUUUGUCACUAAGUUUGCUCUUUCCACAGCUUGGUUGAUCAGCCUGCUAAGAUGACAUGAACUACACGUUGAAGCUGGUUGGACACCUGGCAGGGCUCAACAUUUCAAUUUUUCUUCCCAAUAAUUAGUAAUCAAAAGAAUCUUAUUGUGCAAAUGCUAUCACACGCACAAAUUCAAAACGUUUUUGGAGCAGGAAUUCGUCAUUCCAAGCAUUAGAUACUGACUGUCCGGUCUGUUGGUUUUACCCAUUGGCCUUGCAGUAAUAUCCCUGUGCCAACAUUAGAUAACCCUAUGGUGUAUUACCUGAAUGAUAGGUCUAGUGUCUGGUUAAUCCUCUCCCGACAAGAACUCAUCACGUGAAAAGGAAGGUUCACCCCCUUUUCUUUAAGCAUAAACUCAAUGGAUAAUUUAUGUGUGUGUUUCCAUUGACUGCUAGUGCCUGCUAUUCAAUAUCUGUGCCGUUCUCAGAUCAGGACUGAUGACAUGGUUAAAACUUCCAGGGACUACGUAGCGACAGUAAUACAGUAAUCAUCGAGUCUGUUUGUUUCCAUAGCAACUGAUACCUAGCUUUAGCUGAAUUUCAUAGUUUGACUGAGAGUCUUUUUCAGCAGAUGCCCCUGUCCACUUUCCAAAUUUUUCCUUCCGCAGUUUUUAAUCGUGCUCCAGCUCUGAAAUUUCUUGUACAGAUUUCUAGUGGAGUGUAGUAAGAAGCAGUUUGUUUGAAUUAUGUGGCAAUCGUGAACUCUUAAAUUUGAUAGGUCGUGUUCCUAAGUUCCAACAGUAAUUAAUUGAAACAGCUCGAUAAUGAAAUUCUAUUGAUUUUGAUGAUUACAUUGAAACCAAAACUAAAUUUGAACUAAUUUUUAAGAGAAAGACAACAAAUUCACCAAAUAUUUUGAAAUAAAUUAUUGUUUUUUUUUAUCACGAUUAUUUUAAGUGCACCUUUACACAAACUUAUGCAAAGAUAUCGAUAUGCAAGUCAACAAAAACCAAAUGGAGAAUUUAUUUUGUCUACUAUUCCUGUCUUUCAUUUGCUCAAGACCAAGAUUUGGCUUCAACUGAGACUACCACGCUGCCAUAAAUAUUCAUGAAAAAUGUCACAACAAAAAGUGUGACCGAUAAUUUUUUUUUUUUUGCUCAGAUGAAUUUAGCCUUCAUCAAUACGUUUGUCAGCUUGUAGUGUAAUAAUACAAGCAAAUAAAAUGAAACCAUACGCAGUCCUUUUUUUUCUCUGUAAUAACAGCCGAUCUCCUUGCCAGUUUUCAAAAUAACUACUGCUUUUUCAACCUGGUAAGUCUUAAAUCUUCCCAUUUUUAUGAAACACCCUGGAGUUAGUGUUAAAUGAACACUGAAUUCUGAAGCAACCUCAAUACAUGUUUUGUGCCUUGAACAAAAAUAAAAUGAUUACAUCAUAUUUCAUAUUCUUAUAAAUAGAAACAAAGUAUAUACAUGGACGUGCAUAAGUUUACCGCUCGUAGAUAAACAAUAAAAGAAAAAAGAUUGUUUUAAAGUUUGGCUGCUGUCUUAUGCAAUUGCUGAAACCACGAUACUUGCUGGGCGUCUGCUUACGUUUUAACCAGGUGCAAUGUGAUUUCCAAUAUUUUCAGACGACUCACUCCAGCAGACUUGCCCGAUGCAGUUUUAUUUCAAUUCGAUCCGAGCUUGUCAUAUUAUGAGAAGGAUGUAUUUUGACACUUGCAUUAUUCAUGGCAUGACUUCUGCAGGCUGUAUUUUCUUUUUUGUAGUUGUUGAGGUAUUUAUGAAGACUUGUAUUUGUUCUUUAAAAAUGCUGUUAUCUUUCCGUACUUGCAUGCUGCUUUAUGUGACCAAAUGUGGGCAGUUAGCAGGGUUAAGAUAAAAAGUAGAGCAGAAUUAAUGCUACUUCCUUCAAUCUAAUAUUCAUAUAUUCAAAUAUUAUUUACAUGUGUGAUAUUAUUAUGCAAUGAGGUAGAAAAAUGUGCGCAGCUCUAACGGAUAAUGUGAUCUAAAAUUGUGCAGCUUUCCAAAUAUUAAGUAUAAUCAGCCGCUUCUACUGUUGCAUUGCAGAGCAGGAUUGAAGUGCUGGAAAAAAUUUAUUUUGUUAUUUCUACGGCCAAUUACGACUUGAGUGGCAGCCCUAGCUUUGAGAAAUUGAAGGGAAAAUAAUCAGAUAGAAACCUAUUUUACUGAGUUCUGAAAACAAGCAGAAAUUCCCUGCAAUUUUUGACCUAUCAGAAAUAAUGUGUUUACACCGAUCGGUACCACCUCUUGAGAUUUAAUUGUCGAUUAUUCUUCUUAUGGGCUUUGUCGUGUUUGUAGCAUGGAUUUUAGACAUGAAAUACUUUGUCAAUUUUUUGGCCUGUGAGGGUAGAUUUGCCAACAAAUUUAAAUCCACCGGAAUUGUACACUUUGGAAGCUUCAUAGCAUCAGUGCUCAAUUGGUCUAAAUCCAAGGACAGGAAAAAGAAUAUUUCACUGGUGCUCAACAAAUCCUGAGAUUUUAAUGGAUCUUUUUAAAGGUCUAAGAAAGGAAAGGCUUUGGGAUUUGUUUACUUGACAACUUGAAUUCUCCAAGUUCAAUCAAUUUUUUUUCAUUUCCUCAAGGGGUUAGAGUUCAACCGAACCAAUGUUCUUUUCAGCAUGCUUUGCAAUUCAAAAGGUCAUUUCUGCAAUGGUAAAAAACAGGUCAAGUACGUAAUCUCAGAUUGAGCAAUUCUAUUUUUAACAGUAUUAUUAUAAAACUUUCCUUAUAUGCAUUGAAAGUAGUGACAUACUUCAAGUUAUUUUUAUCAUUUUGUAGACUACAAUUGGGUACCCUUUUUUUAAUUUCAUUGUGAACUUCGCUGCAAUUUUGAAUGCUAAGUCUGCAAUAAAACUUUGAAGUAACAAA
Messenger RNA from Acanthaster planci (crown-of-thorns starfish), 4541 nucleotides. RefSeq names its product tubulin polymerization-promoting protein family member 2-like. Gene Ontology annotation, cellular component: microtubule. NCBI's taxonomy places the organism in Eukaryota, Metazoa, Echinodermata, Asteroidea, Valvatida, Acanthasteridae. The record is from RefSeq and is a predicted model, not a curated record. Gene Ontology annotation, biological process: microtubule polymerization; positive regulation of protein polymerization; microtubule bundle formation. Gene Ontology annotation, molecular function: tubulin binding.